UUGUUGUCUUCAGCAAUAUAUUCCUACUUUCCAAUAAAUAAUAAAACAAUUCUAGCGCGCCAAUCAAACAGUGGUUACUUAAGUGAGUGUAAUUGUUGAUAAUUUUGAGCAAAGCGAAAAAUUAAAUUGACUUAAAAUGCCAAUGCGAGAAUAAUUUUCCCAAAGUUUGUAGAUAAGCCUCGACGCAUAUUUCAAACUUUGCGGAAAAGAGUAGAAGCUUUUAAUGUUUCAAAAGUGUUGCCCAAUUGGCGUCAGCUGUGAAUUGUGAGUCAUUUCCUAGCUAUUAUUUCCAGCCUCAAUCAUUGAGAAAUUCGGAAUCACUUGCUAUACACAGAGAGGCAGCCAUCAGUAAGUAAUUUACACCCGCAUCAAAUAGUCACGCUAUGGCUGCAGCUAUGAAGAAUAAACUACACACCGAGCAGCAGCUCAAAUCAGUUGAUUCCUUGGAAAGUACUCGUCGCAUACUCAGCAUGACGGAAGAACUCAACGAGAUGGAAAUUCGCUCUCUUAAUCCUUUGUAUGAUCAGGGCGAGCUAUUGGAUCGCAUUGAGGAGGGAAUGGAUCGCAAUAAUGCGGAUAUGCGUGAGGAGGAAAAGAAUCUCAGCGGCAUGGAGAAAUAUUAUGGCAUCAGCGUGCUGCCGUGUAAUAAAAUUAUUCUGAAGGAUGACUGGAAAGCGAAUGAUAUGGAAUCCGAAUUGGAGAACCCAAACAAACAAAUCGAACCCAUCAAUGCCAAGGACGGUGUUAAUCAGGUGUCAAAAUUUAAUGAUCAAUUAUAACUGCUUGAUACCGAUCACCAGUAGAUGUAGCAACAACAAAAAAAGUCUAUUUAUGAACCGUUUCUUGUUUGUGUAAUAAGAUAAUAAUUUUUGUGCAAAUUUUAAAAAAUUUACAUUUUUUUCUUCAAAGUCAAUGGCAAUGAAAAUGAAAUAAUUUAAUAUAUAUGUUUUUUGUCCUCAGCA
This is a messenger RNA of Drosophila nasuta, 962 nucleotides long. RefSeq names its product synaptosomal-associated protein 25-like. Bases 384 to 779 code for a protein of 131 amino acids. Gene Ontology annotation, cellular component: SNARE complex; plasma membrane. Gene Ontology annotation, biological process: synaptic vesicle fusion to presynaptic active zone membrane; synaptic vesicle priming; exocytosis. Gene Ontology annotation, molecular function: SNAP receptor activity; syntaxin binding. The record is from RefSeq and is a predicted model, not a curated record. The transcript has a single exon. Lineage: Eukaryota; Metazoa; Arthropoda; Insecta; Diptera; Drosophilidae.